AUGGAUUACGCAGCUUCGUGUCAGUGUUGUACACUUUCCGUAAUAGCAACCUGUCUCGCGAUAUUUUAUAUUUUGAGAUGGUUGUUGCUAAAUUAUUUCGCAUCCGGUGAUUCAUGUCCGAAGAGUUGGACAAAUGCCAAAAACUUGAAUUCAACUCGAGGUUUGAUGAAAGUUAAGAUAGCUUCGUCACACUUGUCGAAUGGGUACAAAGCUGAUGAAAAUAAUAAUAAUAAAAUUAAUCAUAAUAAUAAUCAACAAAUCCAGUUCAGUACUUCACUGUCAAAUAAAUAUUUCGCAAAUAAUAAUAACUACAAUUUGAAUACCAAAAACAGCGAUUACCCAUCACUCAAAACAGCGCAAAUUUGUUGUAGGAAAAUUUCACAAAUUGAUCAUGUGGAAGAAAUUUCAAAUGGAAAUUCUGUUGACAACACACAUACAGCAGGUACACCUUACGACAGAAAGGAGAUCAGUCAAGUGAGAGGCAUCAAUGUAUAUGACCUGCUUAGCAACACCAGCACAGGCAGCUCCAGCAUUCCACAUGAAAUUUUUUAUGAUGCAAAUGAUCACCACAGUCCCACACAAAAGUGGAAAUGUUUAAGCUGUUACAGCAACUUCACACAAUGUGACUGUAAGGUUGUCAUAUAUAAGAGGCGAAAAGGUAUUCUGCAAACUGUUAAGAACAAGGGGUUGAGGGUAUCUUAUGAAUGA
Helobdella robusta is the source of this 708-nucleotide messenger RNA. RefSeq lists its product as hypothetical. The coding region runs from base 1 to 708 and encodes 235 amino acids. NCBI's taxonomy places the organism in Eukaryota, Metazoa, Annelida, Clitellata, Rhynchobdellida, Glossiphoniidae. The record is from RefSeq and is a predicted model, not a curated record. The transcript has a single exon.